Molecule: messenger RNA, 25436 nt
Organism: Cuculus canorus (common cuckoo)
Lineage: Eukaryota; Metazoa; Chordata; Aves; Cuculiformes; Cuculidae
Product: protein AHNAK2
Exons: 7
Coding region: 1-24453 (8150 amino acids)
Biological process (GO): regulation of RNA splicing
Cellular component (GO): costamere; cytoplasm; nucleus
Molecular function (GO): protein binding
Source: RefSeq, a predicted model, not a curated record
AUGGCACAGGACAUGGCGGUCAGCAGAUGUUGGGUGCUUUACUUUUUCCACUCGUUUCAUACUCACUUGCCCCAGAGUUCUGGACGACAGCUGAGACCAGCCGAGCCUCAGGGAGAUGCGGAUGCGGACGCUGAUGUGGAUGCAGAGGAUGAAGAUUCUGUUAACGAAGUGGCAGUAGAAGACAUCCGUCCAAGGCCACAAGGAUCCUCUCCAGUGUAUGAAUAUUCCGUAGAAGAAGGCUAUUUAAAGCUUGAAGAAAACAAAAAAUAUUCUACAGACAAAUCAAAACAGAGUCAUCCACAGGAGACAAUGGAAGUGACCCUGAAAACAGAAGUGGAAGCUGGUGCUAGUGGUUUCAGUGUGGCAGGUGGAGGAAAUGAAGGAAUAUUUAUCAAAAAAGUACUUAAGGAAUCUCCUGCUUCAAAAGUAUUUAGCCUGAGAGAAGGUGAUCAGCUUCUAAGUGCUACAAUAUUUUUUGAUAAUAUCAAAUAUGAAGACGCACUCAAGAUUCUCCAAUAUUCUGAGCCAUACAGAGUCCAAUUCAGCCUCAAAAGAAAAAUCGCUGUGAACGAGGAGCUGGAACACAUUCACUCUACAGCCCAAUACAAAAAGGAAACAAUAAGCCAGGAAAAUGAACUCAGUGAGAGCAUUCCAGAAGAAACGCUACACGCAUCAGGAAAAGCCAUUUCAGACGAAGACAGAGAAACAUUAAUUGUAAGCCAAAGGGUAGGGAGAAGCAAGAGACCUAAAAAAGAUAGAUUAUCGUGGCCAAAAUUCCAAUCUAUCAAAAAUAAAAAGAUACUAGCACACAGAAGAUCUCAUAGCACAUCAGACGCAUAUACACCUGCUACACAGGAUAUUUCCCCUACAAGCACAGACACAGAGUCUCAGUUUCAACAAGAAGUCCAUAUCAAAGACAAAAAAGGAAGCCAAAAGAAACUGAAGUUCCCUAGCAUUGGAUUCAAAAUGCACAGAUCCAAACCAGAAACACAAGAGAAGCCAAAAAAGGAAAUAAAAACUACUCUGUUAUCUGAAAGAGAAAAAAUACAUGAAGAAGAAAUCAGCCUGGAACAUCCCGAAAUACUGACUGUUGAAUAUACCACAUCUCCUGCUUAUGAAAUUAAACCAGGGGAGGUACAUGAAACUUCUAAAAAAGACUUAAAAGAUAUGAAAAACGGCAUUCUCUCUCAUGCAAUACAACGCCCUGAAGUUGAAAUAAGCAUUGAAAAAGAAAAAGAAAAGGAAACGACAUCAAGAUUUUCUGUAAUUGAAGAAUCGACUAUGACUACACAGAUAUCAAAGUCAAGUUUGGAAACACCAGAUCUGAAACAAACCCCAACUAAACAAUCACCAAAAUCAUCAUCGAAAUCCAGAAAAAAGAAACAAAAAGGAAUGUCACCAAAACCAAAGGAAGAAAUAGGAAUAAAUAUAGACAUGAUGGGUGACAGAGCACCAGGAUCAGUGCAGGUAAAAGGUCUAGAAAUAGGUACUGCUAAAGCAGAACUGCAAACACAUUCUGACACACUGAAAACAGCAGAAAACAAUGUAGAGGAAGACACAGAGAAAAAAGAGACAUUCAACAUCACCGACUCAAAAGCCAGCCUUGACCUGCAGGCACCUGAGGGAGCCCUCAUUAUUGAAGGGGAAGCAAAAGCCCCAGAGAAAGAGGUCUCAAAGACCAAGGACGGCAAGUUCAAGAUGCCCAAGUUCGGCAUGCCCUCCUUUGGCUGGUCCAGCAGCAGAGAGGCCAAAGGCACUGUGGCCGCUGACGUGGACGUCAGCCUCAGGGAAACCCAAGUCACAGUGCCCUCGGGAAGUGUCGAAGUUGACGUCGCUUUGCCAGCGGACGAGAUCCAAGCGCCCAGCGUGGAUGUGACCAUCGAGACGGCUGCUGCAGGAGAUGGCGAGAAAGGUCAAUUCAAGAUGCCCGACAUCAAGAUGCCCAGCGUCAAGCUGCCCAAAGUCAAAGCUCCCCACGUGCAGGUCUCGCUGCCAAAGGCAGAGGUCUCGCUGCCCAAAGCUCAGGCAGAAAGCCAGCAGGGCGACCUCGUCCUGCAGGCCCCCGAAGGCGAAGGUGGCCUGGACGUGGCUGCUGGCAAAGUUGAGGGCCCUAGCAUGAAAAUACAAAUGCCCAAAGUCAAGGUGCCCAGUGUGGCCUUCUCCAAGCCCACUGUCGAGCCUCCCAAAGUGGAUGCAGAAGUCAGCCUUCCCAAAGUCGACGCCAGCCUCCCAGAGGUGGAUGUCCAGGUCGGCACAGGCACCAUCAGCAUGGCAGCCCCUGACAUCAAGAUGCCCUCCGCUGAAGGCUCCCUUGAGAUAAAGGCGCCUGAGAUGGACCUCAAAGUGCCAUCUGGUGAAGGUUCGCUUGAUGGAGCUGAGCUGAAAGCUACUGGCCUGAAAGGGAAGUUUAAGAUGCCCAAGUUCAAUAAGCCCAAAUUUGGAAUGUCCGCUCCCAAGGUGGAAGGGCUGGAAGGCCAGGUCAGCCUGCCCACUGCAGAGGUUGACCUCCCCUCUGCCACCGUCACGGCCACAGGGGAAUUCCCCAGCGCCAAAGUGGAAGAGGCCGAGUGCGAGGUUGAGAAGCCCUCCCUCAAAAUGCCCUCAGUGGACAUCAAAGCUCCCAAGCUGGACAUCAGCCUCCCGUCUCUUGACGUCACCCUCCCAAAGGCCAGCCUCGACCUACAGGCACCCGAGGCAGCCCUCACCCUCGAAGGGGAAGCAAAAGCCCCAGAGAAAGAGGUCUCAAAGACCAAGGACGGCAAGUUCAAGAUGCCCAAGUUCGGCAUGCCCUCCUUUGGCUGGUCCAGCAGCAGAGAGGCCAAAGGCACCGUCAACACCGACGUGGACGUCAGCCUCAAGGACACCCAAGUCAAGGUGCCCUCGGGAAGUGUUGAAGUUGACAUCGCUCUGCCUGGCGCCGAGAUCCAAGCGCCCUGCGCGGAUGUGGCUGUCGAGACGACUGCUGCAGGAGACGGCGAGAAAGGCCGAUUCAAGAUGCCCGAUGUCAAGAUGCCCAGCGUCAAGCUGCCCAAAGUCAAAGCUCCCCACGUGCAGGUCUCACUGCCAAAGGCAGAGGUCUCGCUGCCCAAAGCUCAGGCAGGAGGCCAGCAGGGCGACCUCGUCCUGCAGGGCCCUGAAGGCCAAGGUGGCCUGGACGUGGCUGCUGGCAAAGUUGAGGGCCCUAGCAUGAAAAUACAAAUGCCCAAAGUCAAGGUGCCCAGUGUGGCCUUCUCCAAGCCCACUGUCGAGCCUCCCAAAGUGGAUGCAGAAGUCAGCCUUCCCAAAGUCGACGCCAGCCUGCCAGAGGUGGAUGUCCAGGUCGGCACAGGCACCAUCAGCAUGGCAGAUCCUGACAUCAAGAUGCCCUGUCUCAAAGAAUCCCUUGAGAUAAAGGCACCUGAGAUAGACCUCAAAGUGCCAUCUGGCGAAGGUUCGCUUGAUGGAGCUGAGCUGAAAGCUACUGGCCUGAAAGGGAAGUUUAAGAUGCCCAAGUUCGACAAGCCCAAAUUUGGGGUGUCCGCUCCCAAGGUGGAAGGGCUGGAAGGCCAGGUCAGCCUGCGCACCGCAGAGGUUGACCUCCCCUCUGCCACCGUCACGGCCACAGGGGAACUCCCCAGCGCCAAAGUGGAAGGGGGAAAGUGCGAGGUUGAGAAGCCGUCCCUCAAAAUGCCCACAGUGGACAUCAAAGCUCCCAAGCUGGACAUCAGCCUCCCAUCCGUUGAUGUCACCCUCCCAAAGGCCAGCCUCGACCUACAGGCACCCGAGGCAGCCCUCACCCUCGAAGGGGAAGCAAAAGCCCCAGAGAAAGAGGUCUCAAAGACCAAGGAUGGCAAGUUCAAGAUGCCCAAGUUCGGCAUGCCCUCCUUUGGCUGGUCCAGCAGCAGAGAGGCCAAAGGCACUGUGGCCGCUGACGUGGACGUCAGCCUCAAGGAACCCCAAGUCACAGUGCCCUCGGGAAGUUUCGAAGUUGAUGUCGCUCUGCCUGGGGCCGAGAUCCAAGCGCCCUGCGCGGAUGUGGCCGUCGAGAUGGCUGCUGCAGGAGAUGGCGAGAAAGGACGAUUCAAGAUGCCCGAUGUCAAGAUGCCCAGCGUCAAGCUGCCCAAAGUCAAAGCUCCCCACGUGCAGGUCUCGCUUCCCAAGGCAGAGAUCUCGCUGCCCAAAGCUCAGUCAGAAGGCCAGCAGGGCGAACUCGUCCUGCAGGGCCCUGAAGCCCAAGGUGGCCUGGACGUGGCUGCUGGCAAAGUUGAGGGCCCUAGCAUGAAAAUACAAAUGCCCAAAGUCAAGGUGCCCAGUGUGGCCUUCUCCAAGCCCACUGUCGAGCCUCCCAAAGUGGAUGCAGAAGUCAGCCUUCCCAAAGUCGACGCCAGCCUCCCAGAGGUGGAUGUCCAGGUCAGCACAGGCACCAUCAGCAUGGCAGAUCCUGACAUCAAGAUGCCCUGUCUCAAAGAAUCCCUUGAGAUAAAGGCACCUGAGAUAGACCUCAAAGUGCCCUCUGGCGAAGGUUCGCUUGAUGGAGCUGAGCUGAAAGCUACUGGCUUGAAAGGGAAGUUUAAGAUGCCCAAGUUCGACAAGCCCAAAUUUGGAGUGUCCGCUCCCAAAGUGGAAGGGCUGGAAGGUCAAGUCAGCCUGCCCACCGCAGAGGUUGACCUCCCUUCUGCCACCGUCACGGCCGCAGUGGAAGUUCCCAGCGCCACAGUAGAAGGGGCCGAGUGCGAGGUUGAGAAGCCCUCCCUCAAAAUGCCCACAGUGGACAUCAAAGCUCCCAAGCUGGACAUCAGCCUCCCAUCCGUUGAUGUCACCCUCCCAAAACCCAGCCUCGACCUACAGGCACCCGAGGUCACCCUCACCCUCGAAGGGGAAGCAAAAGCCCCAGAGAAAGAGGUCUCAAAGACCAAGGACGGCAAGUUCAAGAUGCCCAAGUUCGGCAUGCCCUCCUUUGGCUGGUCCAGCAGCAGAGAGGCCAAAGGCACUGUGGCCGCUGACGUGGACGUAAGCCUCAAGGAAACCCAAGUCACGGUGCCCUCGGGAAGUGUCGAAGUUGACGUCGCUUUGCCAGUGGACGAGAUCCAAGCACCCGGCAAGGACAUGACCAUUGAGACUGCUGCCGCAGGAGACCGCGAGAAAGGUAAAUUCAAGAUGCCCAGCAUCACGCUGCCCAAAGUCAAAGCUCCCCACGUGCAAGUCUCGCUGCCAAAGGCAGAGGUCUCGCUGCCCAAAGCUCAGGCAGAAGGCCAGCAGGGCGAACUCGUCCUGCAGGGCCCUGAAGCCCAAGGUGGCCUGGACGUGGCUGCUGGCAAAGUUGAGGGCCCUAGCAUGAAAAUACAAAUGCCCAAAGUCAAGGUGCCCAGUGUGGCCUUCUCCAAGCCCACUGUCGAGCCUCCCAAAGUGGAUGCAGAAAUCAGCCUUCCCAAAGUCGACGCCAGCCUCCCAGAGGUGGAUGUCCAGGUCGGCACAGGCACCAUCAGCAUGGCAGAUCCUGGCGAGAAGAUGCCCUGUGUCGAAGGCUCCCUUGAGAUAAAGGCGCCUGAGAUAGGCCUCAAAGUGCCCUCUGGUGAAGGUUCGCUUGAUGGAGCUGAGCUGAAAGCUACUGGCCUGAAAGGGAAGUUUAAGAUGCCCAAGUUCGACAAGCCCAAAUUUGGGGUGUCCGCUCCCAAGGUGGAAGGGCUGGAAGGCCAGGUCAGCCUGCGCACCGCAGAGGUUGACCUCCCCUCUACCACCGUCACGGCCACAGGGGAACUCCCCAGCGCCAAAGUGGAAGGGGGAAAGUGCGAGGUUGAGAAGCCGUCCCUCAAAAUGCCCACAGUGGACAUCAAAGCUCCCAAGCUGGACAUCAGCCUCCCAUCCGUUGAUGUCACCCUCCCAAAGGCCAGCCUCGACCUACAGGCACCCGAGGCAGCCCUCACCCUCGAAGGGGAAGCAAAAGCCCCAGAGAAAGAGGUCUCAAAGACCAAGGACGGCAAGUUCAAGAUGCCCAAGUUCGGCAUGCCCUCCUUUGGCUGGUCCAGCAGCAGAGAGGCCAAAGGCACUGUGGCCGCUGACGUGGACGUCAGCCUCAAGGAAACACAAGUUACGGUGCCCUCAAAAAGUAUCGAAGUUGAUGUCACUCUGCCUGCGGCUGAGAUCCAAGCGCCCAGCGUGGAUGUGACCAUCGAGACGGCUGCUGCAGGAGAUGGUGAGAAAGGCCGAUUCAAGAUGCCCGAUGUCAAGAUGCCGAGCGUCAAGCUGCCCAAAGUCAAAGCUCCCCACGUGCAGGUCUCGCUGCCCAAAGCUCAGGCAGAAGGCCAGCAGGGCGAACUCGUCCUGCAGGGCCCCGAAGCCCAAGGUAGUCUGGACGUGGCUGCUGGCAAAGUUGAGGGCCCUAGCAUGAAAAUACAAAUGCCCAAAGUCAAGGUGCCCAGUGUGGCCUUCUCCAAGCCCACUGUCGAGCCUCCCAAAGUGGAUGCAGAAGUCAGCCUUCCCAAAGUCGACGCCAGCCUCCCAGAGGUGGAUGUCCAGGUCGGCACAGGCACUAUCAGCAUGGCAGCCCCUGACAUCAAGAUGCCCUCCGCUGAAGGCUCCAUCGAGCUCCAGGCACCUGAGAUAGACCUCAAAGUGCCCUCUGGUGAAGGUUCGCUUGAUGGAGCUGAGCUGAAAGCUACUGGCUUGAAAGGGAAGUUUAAGAUGCCCAAGUUUGACAAGCCCAAAUUUGGAGUAUCCGCUCCCAAGGUGGAAGGGCUGGAAGGUCAGGUCAGCCUACAAACCACAGAGGUUGAUCUCCCCUCUGCCACCGUCACGGCCACAGGGGAAGUCCCCAGCGCCAAAGUGGAAGAGGCCGAGUGCGAGAUUGAGAAGCCCACCCUCAAAAUGCCCACAGUGGACAUCAAAGCUCCAAAGGUGGACAUCAGCCUCCCGUCUCUUGACGUCACCCCCCCAAAGGCCAGCCUCGACCUACAGGCACCCGAGGCAGCCCUCACCCUCGAAGGGGAAGCAAAAGCCCCAGAGAAAGAGGUCUCAAAGACCAAGGAUGGCAAGUUCAAGAUGCCCAAGUUCGGCAUGCCCUCCUUUGGCUGGUCCAGCAGCAGAGAGGCCAAAGGCACUGUGGCCGCUGACGUGGACGUCAGCCUCAAGGAACCCCAAGUCACAGUGCCCUCGGGAAGUUUCGAAGUUGAUGUCGCUCUGCCUGGGGCCGAGAUCCAAGCGCCCUGCGCGGAUGUGGCCGUCGAGAUGGCUGCUGCAGGAGAUGGCGAGAAAGGCCGAUUCAAGAUGCCCGAUGUCAAGAUGCCCAGCGUCAAGCUGCCCAAAGUCAAAGCUCCCCACGUGCAGGUCUCACUGCCAAAGGCAGAGGUCUCGCUGCCCAAAGCUCAGGCAGUAAGCCAGCAGGGCGAACUCGUCCUGCAGGGCCCUGAAGGCGAAGGUGGCCUGGACGUGGCUGCUGCCAAAGUUGAGGGCGGUAGCAUGAAAAUACAAAUGCCCAAAGUCAAGGUGCCCAGUGUGGCCUUCUCCAAGCCCACUGUCGAGCCUCCCAAAGUGGAUGCAGAAGUCAGCCUUCCCAAAGUCGACGCCAGCCUCCCAGAGGUGGAUGUCCAGGUCGGCACAGGCACUAUCAGCAUGGCAGCCCCUGACAUCAAGAUGCCCUCCGCUGAAGGCUCCAUCGAGCUCCAGGCACCUGAGAUAGACCUCAAAGUGCCAUCUGGUGAAGGUUCGCUUGAUGGAGCUGAGCUGAAAGCUACUGGCCUGAAAGGGAAGUUUAAGAUGCCCAAGUUCAAUAAGCCCAAAUUUGGAGUGUCCACUCCCAAGGUAGAAGGGCUGGAAGGCCAGGUCAGCCUGCCCACUGCAGAGGUUGACCUCCCCUCUGCCACCGUCACGGCCACAGGGGAACUCCCCAGCGCCAAAGUGGAAGAGGCCGAGUGCGAGGUUGAGAAGCCCUCCCUCAAAAUGCCCUCAGUGGACAUCAAAGCUCCCAAGCUGGACAUCAGCCUCCCGUCUCUUGACGUCACCCCCCCAAAGGCCAGCCUCGACCUGCAGGCACCCGAGGCAGCCCUCACCCUCGAAGGGGAAGCAAAAGCCCCAGAGAAAGAGGUCUCAAAGACCAAGGACGGCAAGUUCAAGAUGCCCAAGUUCGGCAUGCCCUCCUUUGGCUGGUCCAGCAGCAGAGAGGCCAAAGGCACUGUGGCCGCUGACGUGGACGUCAGCCUCAAGGAACCCCAAGUCACAGUGCCCUCGGGAAGUUUCGAAGUAGAUGUCGCUCUGCCUGGGGCUGAGAUCCAAGCGCCCUGCGUGGAUGUGACCAUCGAGAUGGCUGCUGCAGGAGACGGCGAGAAAGGCCGAUUCAAGAUGCCCGAUGUCAAGAUGCCCAGCAUCAAGCUCCCCAAAGUCAAAGCUCCCCACGUGCAGGUCUCGCUGCCAAAGGCAGAGGUCUCGCUGCCCAAAGCUCAGGCAGAAAGCCAGCAGGGCGAACUCGUCCUGCAGGCCCCCGAAGGCGAAGGUGGCCUGGACGUGGCUGCUGCCAAAGUUGAGGGCCCUAGCAUGAAAAUACAAAUGCCCAAAGUCAAGGUGCCCAGUGUGGUCUUCUCCAAGCCCACUGUCGAGCCUCCCAAAGUGGAUGCAGAAGUCAGCCUUCCCAAAGUCGACGCCGGCCUGCCAGAGGUGGAUGUCCAGGUCGGCACCGGCACCAUCAGCAUGGCAGAUCCUGACAUCAAGAUGCCCUGUCUCAAAGAAUCCCUUGAGAUAAAGGCACCUGAGAUAGACCUCAAAGUGCCCUCUGGCGAAGGCUCGCUUGAUGGAGCUGAGUUAAAAGCUACUGGCUUGAAAGGGAAGUUUAAGAUGCCCAAGUUCGACAAGCCCAAAUUUGGAGUGUCCGCUCCCAAAGUGGAAGGGCUGGAAGGUCAAGUCAGCCUGCCCACCGCAGAGGUUGACCUCCCCUCUGCCACCGUCACGGCCGCAGUGGAAGUUCCCAGCGCCACAGUAGAAAGGGCCGAGUGCGAGGUUGAGAAGCCUUCCCUCAAAACGCCCACAGUGGACAUCAAAGCUCCCAAGCUGGACAUCGGCCUCCCAUCCGUUGAUGUCACCCUCCCAAAACCCAGCCUCGACCUACAGGCACCCGAGGCAGCCCUCACCCUCGAAGGGGAAGCAAAAGCCCCAGAGAAAGAGGUCUCAAAGACCAAGGAUGGCAAGUUCAAGAUGCCCAAGUUCGGCAUGCCCUCCUUUGGCUGGUCCGGCAGCAGAGAGGCCAAAGGCACCGUCAACACCGACGUGGACGUCAGCCUCAAGGACACCCAAGUCAAGGUGCCCUCGGGAAGUGUUGAAGUUGACAUCGCUCUGCCUGGCGCCGAGAUCCAAGCGCCCUGUGCGGAUGUGGCUGUCGAGACGACUGCUGCAGGAGACGGCGAGAAAGGCCGAUUCAAGAUGCCCGAUGUCAAGAUGCCCAGCGUCAAGCUCCCCAAAGUCAAAGCUCCCCACGUGCAGGUCUCGCUGCCAAAGGCAGAGGUCUCGCUGCCCAAAGCUCAGGCAGACGGCCAGCAGGGCGACCUCGUCCUGCAGGCCCCCGAAGGCCAAGGUGGCCUGGACGUGGCUGCUGGCAAAGUUGAGGGCCCUAGCAUGAAAAUACAAAUGCCCAAAGUCAAGGUGCCCAGUGUGGCCUUCUCCAAGCCCACUGUCGAGCCUCCCAAAGUGGAUGCAGAAGUCAGCCUUCCCAAAGUCGACGCCAGCCUCCCAGAGGUGGAUGUCCAGGUCGGCACCGGCACCAUCAGCAUGGCAGAUCCUGACAUCAAGAUGCCCUCCGCCGAAGGCUCCAUCGAGCUCCAGGCACCUGAUAUAGACCUCAAAGUGCCCUCUGGUGAUGGUUCGCCUGAUGCAGCUGAGCUGAAAGCUACUGGACUGAAAGGGAAGUUUAAGAUGCCCAAGUUCGACAAGCCCAAAUUUGGAGUGUCCGCUCCCAAAGUGGAAGGGCUGGAAGGUCAAGUCAGCCUGCCCACCGCAGAGGUUGACCUCCCCUCUGCCACCGUCAUGGCCACAGCGGAACUCCCCAGCGCCAAAGUGGAAGAGGCCGAGUGCAAAGUUGAGAAGCCUUCCCUCAAAAUGCCCACAGUGGACAUCAAAGCUCCCAAGCUGGACAUCAGCCUCCCGCCUCUUGACGUCACCCUCCCAAAGGCCAGCCUCGACCUGCAGGCACCUGAGGCAGCCCUCACCCUCGAAGGGGAAGCAAAAGCCCCAGAGAAAGAGGUCUCAAAGACCAAGGACAGCAAGUUCAAGAUGCCCAAGUUCGGCAUGCCCUCCUUUGGCUGGUCCAGCAGCAAAGAGGCCAAAGACACAGUGGCCACUGACGUGGACGUCAGCCUCAGGGAAACACAAGUUACAGUGCCCUCAAAAAGUAUCGAAGUUGAUGUCACUCUGCCUGCGGCUGAGAUCCAAGCGCCCAGCGUGGAUGUGGCCGUCGAGACGGCUGCUGCAGGAGAUGGCGAGAAAGGCCGAUUCAAGAUGCCCAGCGUCAAGCUGCCCAAAGUCAAAGCUCCCCACGUGCAGGUCUCGCUGCCAAAGGCAGAGGUCUCGCUGCCCAAAGCUCAGGCAGAAGGCCAGCAGGGCGAACUCGUCCUGCAGGGCCCCGAAGGCCAAGGUGGCCUGGACGUGGCUGCUGGAAAAGUUGAGGGCGGUAGCAUGAAAAUACAAAUGCCCAAAGUCAAGGUGCCCAGUGUGGCCUUCUCCAAGCCCACUGUCGAGCCUCCCAAAGUGGAUGCAGAAGUCAGCCUUCCCAAAGUCGACGCCAGCCUCCCAGAGGUGGAUGUCCAGGUCGGCACAGGCACCAUCAGCAUGGCAGAUCCUGGCGAGAAGAUGCCCUGUGUCGAAGGCUCCCUUGAGAUACAGGCGCCCGAGAUAGACCUCGAAGUGCCCUCUGGUGAAGGUUCACUUGAUGGAGCUGAGCUGAAAGCUACUGGCCUGAAAGGGAAGUUUAAGAUGCCCAAGUUCGACAAGCCCAAAUUUGGAGUGUCCGCUCCCAAGGUGGAAGGGCUGGAAGGCCAGGUCAGCCUGCCCACCGCAGAGGUUGACCUCCCUUCUGCCACCGCCAUGGCCACAGGGGAACUCCCCAGCGCCAAAGUGGAAGGGGGAAAGUGCGAGGUUGAGAAGCCCUCCCUCAAAAUGCCCACAGUGGACAUCAAAGCUCCCAAGCUGGACAUCAGCCUCCCGUCUCUUGACGUCACCCCUCCAAAAGCCAGCCUCGACCUACAGGCACCCGAGGUCACCCUCACCCUCGAAGGGGAAGCAAAAGCCCCAGAGAAAGAGGUCUCAAAGACCAAGGACGGCAAGUUCAAGAUGCCCAAGUUCGGCAUGCCCUCCUUUGGCUGGUCCAGCAGCAGAGAGGCCAAAGGCACUGUGGCCACUGACGUGGACGUCAGCCUCAAGGAAACCCAAGUCAAGGUGCCCUCGGGAAGUGUUGAAGGUGACAUCGCUCUGCCUGGGGCCGAGAUCCAAGCGCCCUGCGCGGAUGUGACCGUUGAGACGGCUGCUGCAGGAGAUGGCGAGAAAGGACGAUUCAAGAUGCCCGAUGUCAAGAUGCCCAGCGUCAAGCUGCCCAAAGUCAAAGCUCCCCACGUGCAGGUCUCGCUGCCAAAGGCAGAGCUCUCGCUGCCCAAAGCUCAGGCAGAAGGCCAGCAGGGCAAACUCAUCCUGCAAGGUCCCGAAGCCCAAGGUGGUCUGGACAUGGCUGCUGGCAAAGCUGAGGGCCCUAGCAUGAAAAUACAAAUGCCCAAAGUCAAGGUGCCCAGUGUGGCCUUCUCCAAGCCCACUGUCGAGCCUCCCAAAGUGGAUGCAGAGGUCAGCCUUCCCAAAGUCGACGCCAGCCUGCCAGAGGUGGAUGUCCAGGUCGGCACAGGCACUAUCAGCAUGGCAGCCACUGACAUCAAGAUGCCCUCCGCUGAAGGCUCCAUCGAGCUCCAGGCACCUGAGAUAGACCUCAAAGUGCCCUCUGGUGAAGGUUCGCUUGAUGGAGCUGAGCUGAAAGCUACUGGACUGAAAGGGAAGUUUAAGAUGCCCAAGUUCGACAAGCCCAAAUUUGGAGUGUCCGCUCCCAAAGUGGAAGGGCUGGAAGGUCAAGUCAGCCUGCCCACUGCAGAGGUUGACCUCCCUUCUGCCACCGUCACGGCCGCAGUGGAAGGUCCCAGCGCCACAGUAGAAGGGGCCAAGUGCGAGGUUGAGAAGCCCUCCCUCAAAAUGACCACAGUGGACAUCAAAGCUCCCAAGGUGGACAUCAGCCUCCCAUCCGUUGAUGUCACCCUCCCAAAACCCAGCCUCGACCUACAGGGACCCGAGGUCACCCUCACCCUCGAAGGGGAAGCAAAAGCCCCAGAGAAAGAGGUCUCAAAGACCAAGGACGGCAAGUUCAAGAUGCCCAAGUUCGGCAUGCCCUCCUUUGGCUGGUCCAGCAGCAGAGAGGCCAAAGGCACUGUGGCCGCUGACGUGGACGUCAGCCUCAAGGAACCCCAAGUCAAGGUGCCCUCGGGAAGUGUUGAAGUUGACAUCGCUCUGCCUGGCGCCGAGAUCCAAGCGCCCUGCGCGGAUGUGGCCGUCGAGACGGCUGCUGCAGGAGACGGCGAGAAAGGCCGAUUCAAGAUGCCCGAUGUCAAGAUGCCCAGCGUCAAGCUCCCCAAAGUCAAAGCUCCCCACGUGCAGGUCUCGCUGCCAAAGGCAGAGGUCUCGCUGCCCAAAGCUCAGGCAGAAGGCCAGCAGGGCGAACUCAUCCUGCAGGCCCCCGAAGGCCAAGGUGGUCUGGACGUGGCUGCUGGCAAAGUUGAGGGCCCUAGCAUGAAAAUACAAAUGCCCAAAGUCAAGGUGCCCAGUGUGGCCUUCUCCAAGCCCACUGUCGAGCCUCCCAAAGUCGACGCCAGCCUCCCAGAGGUGGAUGUCCAGGUCGGCACAGGCACCAUCAGCAUGGCAGAUCCUGACAUCAAGAUGCCCUCCGCUGAAGGCUCCAUCGAGCUCCAGGCACCUGAGAUAGACCUCAAAGUGCCCUCUGGUGAAGGUUCGCUUGAUGGAGCUGAGCUGAAAGCUACUGGACUGAAAGGGAAGUUUAAGAUGCCCAAGUUCGACAAGCCCAAAUUUGGAGUGUCCGCUCCCAAGGUGGAAGGGCUGGAAGGCCAGGUCAGCCUGCCCACUGCAGAGGUUGACCUCCCUUCUGCCACCGCCAUGGCCACAGGGGAACUCCCCAGCGCCAAAGUGGAAGGGGGAAAGUGCGAGUUUGAGAAGCCCUCCUUCAAAAUGCCCACAGUGGACAUCAAAGCUCCCAAGCUGGACAUCAGCCUCCCGUCUCUUGACAUCACUCCCCCAAAGGCCAGCCUCGACCUACAGGCACCCGAGGCAGCCCUCACCCUCGAAGGGGAAGCAAAAGCCCCAGAGAAAGAGGUCUCAAAGACCAAGGACGGCAAGUUCAAGAUGCCCAAGUUCGGCAUGCCCUCCUUUGGCUGGUCCAGCAGCAGAGAGGCCAAAGACACAGUGGCCACUGACGUGGACGUCAGCCUCAAGGAAACCCAAGUCAAGGUGCCCUCGGGAAGUGUUGAAGUUGACAUUGCUCUGCCUGGGGCCGAGAUCCAAGCGCCCUGCGCGGAUGUGACCGUCGAGAUGGCUGCUGCAGGAGAUGGUGAGAAAGGCCGAUUCAAGAUGCCCGAUGUCAAGAUGCCGAGCGUCAAGCUGCCCAAAGUCAAAGCUCCCCACGUGCAGGUCUCGCUGCCAAAGGCAGAGGUCUCGCUGCCCAAAGCUCAGGCAGAAGGCCAGCAGGGCGAACUCGUCCUGCAGGGCCCCGAAGCCCAAGGUGGCCUGGACAUGGCUGCUGGCAAAGUUGAGGGCCCUAGCAUGAAAAUACAAAUGCCCAAAGUCAAGGUGCCCAGUGUGGCCUUCUCCAAGCCCACUGUCGAGCCUCCCAAAGUGGAUGCAGAAGUCAGCCUUCCCAAAGUCGACGCCAGCCUCCCAGAGGUGGAUGUCCAGGUCGGCACAGGCACCAUCAGCAUGGCAGCCCCUGACAUCAAGAUGCCCUCCGCUGAAGGCUCCCUUGAGAUAAAGGCGCCUGAGAUGGACCUCAAAGUGCCCUCUGGCGAAGGUUCGCUUGAUGGAGCUGAGCUGAAAGCUACUGGCUUGAAAGGGAAGUUUAAGAUGCCCAAGUUCGACAAGCCCAAAUUUGGAGUGUCCGCUCCCAAAGUGGAAGGGCUGGAAGGUCAAGUCAGCCUGCCCACCGCAGAGGUUGACCUCCCCUCUGCCACCGUCACGGCCGCAGUGGAAGGUCCCAGCGCCACAGUAGAAGGGGCCAAGUGCGAGGUUGAGAAGCCCUCCCUCAAAAUGACCACAGUGGACAUCAAAGCUCCCAAGCUGGACAUCAGCCUCCCAUCCGUUGAUGUCACCCUCCCAAAGGCCAGCCUCGACCUACAGGGACCCGAGGUCACCCUCACCCUCGAAGGGGAAGCAAAAGCCCCAGAGAAAGAGGUCUCAAAGACCAAGGACGGCAAGUUCAAGAUGCCCAAGUUCGGCAUGCCCUCCUUUGGCUGGUCCAGCAGCAGAGAGGCCAAAGGCACUGUGGCCGCUGACGUGGACGUCAGCCUCAAGGAAACCCAAGUCAAGGUGCCCUCAAAAAGAAUCGAAGUUGACGUCACUCUGCCUGCGGCUGAGAUCCAAGCGCCCAGCGUGGAUGUGGCCGUCGAGACGGCUGCUGCAGGAGAUGGCGAGAAAGGUCAAUUCAAGAUGCCCAGCGUCAAGUUCCCCAAAGUCAAAGCUCCCCACGUGCAGGUCUCGCUGCCAAAGGCAGAGGUCUCGCUGCCCAAAGCUCAGGCAGAAGGCCAGCAGGGCGAACUCGUCCUGCAGGGCCCCGAAGCCCAAGGUGGUCUGGACGUGGCUGCUGGCAAAGUUGAGGGCCCUAGCAUGAAAAUACAAAUGCCCAAAGUCAAGGUGCCCAGUGUGGCCUUCUCCAAGCCCACUGUCGAGCCUCCCAAAGUGGAUGCAGAAGUCAGCCUUCCCAAAGUCGACGCCAGCCUCCCAGAGGUGGAUGUCCAGGUCGGCACAGGCACCAUCAGCAUGGCAGAUCCUGACAUCAAGAUGCCCUCCGCUGAAGGCUCCAUCGAGCUCCAGGCACCUGAGAUAGACCUCAAAGUGCCCUCUGGUGAAGGUUCGCUUGAUGGAGCUGAGCUGAAAGCUACUGGACUGAAAGGGAAGUUUAAGAUGCCCAAGUUCGACAAGCCCAAAUUUGGAGUGUCCGCUCCCAAGGUGGAAGGGCUGGAAGGCCAGGUCAGCCUGCCCACUGCAGAGGUUGACCUCCCUUCUGCCACCGCCAUGGCCACAGGGGAACUCCCCAGCGCCAAAGUGGAAGGGGGAAAGUGCGAGUUUGAGAAGCCCUCCUUCAAAAUGCCCACAGUGGACAUCAAAGCUCCCAAGCUGGACAUCAGCCUCCCGUCUCUUGACAUCACUCCCCCAAAGGCCAGCCUCGACCUACAGGCACCCGAGGCAGCCCUCACCCUCGAAGGGGAAGCAAAAGCCCCAGAGAAAGAGGUCUCAAAGACCAAGGACGGCAAGUUCAAGAUGCCCAAGUUCGGCAUGCCCUCCUUUGGCUGGUCCAGCAGCAGAGAGGCCAAAGACACAGUGGCCACUGACGUGGACGUCAGCCUCAAGGAAACCCAAGUCAAGGUGCCCUCGGGAAGUGUUGAAGUUGACAUUGCUCUGCCUGGGGCCGAGAUCCAAGCGCCCUGCGCGGAUGUGACCGUCGAGAUGGCUGCUGCAGGAGAUGGUGAGAAAGGCCGAUUCAAGAUGCCCGAUGUCAAGAUGCCGAGCGUCAAGCUGCCCAAAGUCAAAGCUCCCCACGUGCAGGUCUCGCUGCCAAAGGCAGAGGUCUCGCUGCCCAAAGCUCAGGCAGAAGGCCAGCAGGGCGAACUCGUCCUGCAGGGCCCCGAAGCCCAAGGUGGUCUGGACAUGGCUGCUGGCAAAGUUGAGGGCCCUAGCAUGAAAAUACAAAUGCCCAAAGUCAAGGUGCCCAGUGUGGCCUUCUCCAAGCCCACUGUCGAGCCUCCCAAAGUGGAUGCAGAAGUCAGCCUUCCCAAAGUCGACGCCAGCCUCCCAGAGGUGGAUGUCCAGGUCGGCACAGGCACCAUCAGCAUGGCAGAUCCUGACAUCAAGAUGCCCUGUCUCAAAGAAUCCCUUGAGAUAAAGGCACCUGAGAUAGACCUCAAAGUGCCCUCUGGCGAAGGUUCGCUUGAUGGAGCUGAGCUGAAAGCUACUGGCUUGAAAGGGAAGUUUAAGAUGCCCAAGUUCGACAAGCCCAAAUUUGGAGUGUCCGCUCCCAAAGUGGAAGGGCUGGAAGGUCAAGUCAGCCUGCCCACCGCAGAGGUUGACCUCCCCUCUGCCACCGUCACGGCCGCAGUGGAAGGUCCCAGCGCCACAGUAGAAGGGGCCAAGUGCGAGGUUGAGAAGCCCUCCCUCAAAAUGACCACAGUGGACAUCAAAGCUCCCAAGCUGGACAUCAGCCUCCCAUCCGUUGAUGUCACCCUCCCAAAGGCCAGCCUCGACCUACAGGGACCCGAGGUCACCCUCACCCUCGAAGGGGAAGCAAAAGCCCCAGAGAAAGAGGUCUCAAAGACCAAGGAUGGCAAGUUCAAGAUGCCCAAGUUCGGCAUGCCCUCCUUUGGCUGGUCCAGCAGCAGAGAGGCCAAAGGCACUGUGGCCGCUGACGUGGACGUCAGCCUCAAGGAAACCCAAGUCAAGGUGCCCUCAAAAAGAAUCGAAGUUGACGUCACUCUGCCUGCGGCUGAGAUCCAAGCGCCCAGCGUGGAUGUGGCCGUCGAGACGGCUGCUGCAGGAGAUGGCGAGAAAGGUCAAUUCAAGAUGCCCAGCGUCAAGCUGCCCAAAGUCAAAGCUCCCCACGUGCAGGUCUCGCUGCCAAAGGCAGAGGUCUCGCUGCCCAAAGCUCAGGCAGAAGGCCAGCAGGGCGAACUCGUCCUGCAGGGCCCCGAAGCCCAAGGUGGUCUGGACGUGGCUGCUGGCAAAGUUGAGGGCGGUAGCAUGAAAAUACAAAUGCCCAAAGUCAAGGUGCCCAGUGUGGCCUUCUCCAAGCCCACUGUCGAGCCUCCCAAAGUGGAUGCAGAAGUCAGCCUUCCCAAAGUCGACGCCAGCCUCCCAGAGGUGGAUGUCCAGGUCGGCACAGGCACCAUCAGCAUGGCAGAUCCUGACAUCAAGAUGCCCUCCGCUGAAGGCUCCAUCAAGCUCCAGGCACCUGAGAUAGACCUCAAAGUGCCCUCUGGCGAAUGCUCGCUUGAUGGAGCUGAGCUGAAAGCUACUGGACUGAAAGGGAAGUUUAAGAUGCCCAAGUUCGACAAGCCCAAAUUUGGAGUGUCCGCUCCCAAAGUGGAAGGGCUGGAAGGUCAAGUCAGCCUGCCCACCGCAGAGGUUGACCUCCCUUCUGCCACCGUCACGGCCGCAGUGGAAGGUCCCAGCGCCACAGUAGAAGGGGCCGAGUGCGAGGUUGAGAAGCCCUCCCUCAAAAUGCCCACAGUGGACAUCAAAGCUCCCAAGCUGGACAUCAGCCUCCCGUCUCUUGACAUUACUCCCCCAAAGGCCAGCCUCGACCUACAGGCACCCGAGGCAGCCCUCACCCUCGAAGGGGAAGCAAACGCCCCAGAGAAAGAGGUCUCAAAGACCAAGGACGGCAAGUUCAAGAUGCCCAAGUUCGGCAUGCCCUCCUUUGGCUGGUCCAGCAGCAAAGAGGCCAAAGGCACCGUCGACGCCGACGUGGACGUCAGCCUCAAGGAAACCCAAGUCAAGGUGCCCUCGGGAAGUGUUGAAGUUGACAUCGCUCUGCCUGGGGCCGAGAUCCAAGCGCCCUGCGCGGAUGUGGCCGUCGAGACGGCUGCUGCAGGAGAUGGCGAGAAAGGCCGAUUCAAGAUGCCCGAUGUCAAGAUGCCCAGCGUCAAGCUCCCCAAAGUCAAAGCUCCCCACGUGCAGGUCUCGCUGCCAAAGGCAGAGGUCUCGCUGCCCAAAGCUCAGGCAGAAGGCCAGCAGGGCGAACUCGUCCUGCAGGGCCCCAAAGCCCAAGGUGGUCUGGACGUGGCUGCUGGCAAAGUUGAGGGCCCUAGCAUGAAAAUACAAAUGCCCAAAGUCAAGGUGCCCAGUGUGGCCUUCUCCAAGCCCACUGUCGAGCCUCCCAAAGUGGAUGCAGAAGUCAGCCUUCCCAAAGUCGACGCCAGCCUGCCAGAGGUGGAUGUCCAGGUCGGCACAGGCACCAUCAGCAUGGCAGCCCCUGACAUCAAGAUGCCCUCCGCUGAAGGCUCCAUCGAGCUCCAGGCACCUGAGAUAGACCUCAAAGUGCCCUCUGGUGAAGGUUCGCUUGAUGGAGCUGAGCUGAAAGCUACUGGCUUGAAAGGGAAGUUUAAGAUGCCCAAGUUCGACAAGCCCAAAUUUGGAGUGUCCACUCCCAAGGUGGAAGGGCUGGAAGGUCAAGUCAGCCUGCCCACUGCAGAGGUUGACCUCCCUUCUGCCACCGUCACGGCCACAGGGGAACUCCCCAGCGCCAAAGUAGAAGGGGCCGAGUGCAAGGUUGAGAAGCCCUCCCUCAAAAUGCCCACAGUGGACAUCAAAGCUCCCAAGCUGGACAUCAGCCUCCCGUCUGUUGACGUCACCCCCCCAAAGGCCAGCCUCGACCUGCAGGCACCUGAGGCAGCCCUCACCCUCGAAGGGGAAGCAAAAGCCCCAGAGAAAGAGGUCUCAAAGACCAAGGACGGCAAGUUCAAGAUGCCCAAGUUCGGCAUGCCCUCCUUUGGCUGGUCCAGCAGCAAAGAGGCCAAAGGCACCGUGGCCGCCAAUGUGGACAUCACCCUCAAGGAAUCCCAAGUCACGGUGCCCUCUGGAAGUGUCAAAGUCGAUGUCCCUCUUGCCACAGCUGAGAUCCAAGUGCCUGUCCUUGAUGCGGUUGCAGAUUCUCCUUCCGGAAAAGAGGAUGAGAUAGGUAAACCUAAAAGUUCUCUGUUUAGAAUUCCUAAGUUUUCUCUUUCUAAAAGUGCUAAACAAAUACCGUGUGAAUCAGAAGUUGACAUUUCUGUUUUAGAAUCUAGUUGUUUUUCAGUAACGGAGGGAAGUCCUGCUGUUCUGUCAGGUACUGUCAGAUCUAAACAUCUUCCUGACAUUACGGGUGAGAGUGGCUCUGGCCAUGCUAAUUUUAGAUUUCCUAGCUUGGGUUUCUCCAAAAUUGAUAUUGGUCCUUCUAAAAUUCUAGAGGAUUCCCCAUUACCAAAAGGAGAUGUUACUCUUACUAAAUAUCAAAUUAAUCUUGCAGAUACUGAUUCAAAAAUUUCACCUCUUUCUGAUGAGAAAAUUUCAAUAACGGAUGUUGGAAUUUUAAAGGAAGAUGGUUCUGUGCAGCAACGACAUCUGAAGGCAGAAGAGGAAACGCCAGCUGCUGAAUCAUGUGGGGGUGACAUUGAAUUUUUAGUUAAAAUUCCUAAAUUUGGGGCCCCAAAAUUUGGAGUUUCUCAGUCUAAGGGAAAACCAUCAGAAAGUGAUAGUGGUUCCAUAGUUGAAUGUGAAACUUUCCAGGGAAGAAUAACAUCUGAUAUGACUUACACCAAUACUGAAAAACCAACUCAGAUUCCUGAUGCUGAGUUAAGUGUAAAGAUGCACAAGUCUUCACCUGACGUUGUUCUGUAUACACCCAAGUUCGAUGUUAGUCUCCCAACAACAGAAGCUACCAUGCCAAAAUUAGAAGUGGAAAUCUGUAGCCCAGAUUUAGAGAAGAAGGCAGAACAGGAAAUAGUUUCAGGAGAGAAGGAUGCUGAGGAGAAAGAAAACAAAUUUAGAACACCAAAAUUCAAAUUACCUUCUUUUAGUUGGUCACCAAAGAAAGAAACUAUUGUUCCUUCUGAAGUUGAGGGUCAUCUGGAAGGACCCACUUUGCCAAGUUUAUCUGGAGAGAUAGAAUCUGAAUUAACAUUUCCUACCCCCGAGAAUCAAUACCUUCAGGUGGAAUUUGACGCAUCAACAGAAAAAGACAGUGAAAAGGGCAAAACCAAGAGGUCUCAAUUUAUGAUGCCAAAGAUCUCAUUCCCUAAAAUGAAGGGUCAGAAACUCCAAGUCUCUCUGCCCGUAUUGGAAACUGAGGUUUGUGGUUCGAAACAAGAAAAAGAUGAUGUUUCAGUACAGAAAUCUAAGCAAGAAAGCAGUGGAGAAGGGGCAGGAAUGGGCAUGAAAACGCCAAAAGUUACGCUCCCAACUUUGGAAUUUUCCAAACCGCAAGUCAAAGCUGCCAAAGUAGAGAUGGAUAUUAGCAUGCAUACAGGUGAGGUCGUAAUUCCUACGUAUGAGGAAGAUGACCUGACAUUGAAAUCAGCUGCUGCUAAUGCCACCUUCUCCACUUCGGAUAUUAAGAUGACACCUGAAGGCUCCCUUGAGGUGAAGAGUCCUGACACAAGUGUUGAAAGACCAUCAAGUGAAAUUGGUGUGGGUGAUGUAGAAAUAAAAAUUGAAGGUCCUGAAGGGAAAAUUAAACCACCUAAAUUCCAAAUGCCAAAGUUUGGAAUUACACAUUCUAAAGGGAAAGGAUCAGAAAAAGAUAUCAGCCAAUCCAAACCAGAAGUCAAGGUUCCCCAACUAAAAGCAAUGGUAGAAAUAGCUGACAUUGCUGUUGAAGCACCUAGUUUGGAGGUGGAAUGUGGUACAGGAACAGGAACUUACAGCCCUAAAGUCAAAAUAACCAAAGCCGACAAUAAGCCGUCAGAGGCUGAUGUUCACCUCCCAUCAACUGAUACUUCUAUUCCAAAACCAGACAGUGGUAUUCAGGAGUCAGAUGCAGCGCUGAAAAUCAAAGGGGAAAUAAAGCAAGAUGGAGAUGGAGAAGAGAAAGAAGGGCAUUUCAAAAUUCCAAAAUUCAAACUUCCAUCCUUCAGCUGGUCACCAAAGAAGGAAGCAAGUGUUAAAACAGAUUCUGAAGCAAAUUUAGAAGAUCAAAAACCUGCUAUAACAUCAGGCAGAACAGACACAGAAGUAAGAGGAACAGCAACUGAUCAUCAAGGUACUGGGUCAGCCCUUGAUACGGAAAUACCUGUAGGAAAAGUUGAACACAAAAGUCCAACAAAAAAGCCUCAAUUUGUUAUGCCUAAAAUUUCACUCUCCAAGAUCAAGGUUCCCAAAUCUCAGGCACAUUCACCAAAAGCUGAAGUUGAUGCUACUAUUUCUAAAACAGAAAGAGAGGGUGACGAUUCAAUACAGAUACCUGACGUAGAAAAAAGUCAUUCUGAAAGGACAGAAGAAGGGACACAAAUAAGCAUAAAACUGGCUGAUAUUAAGAUACCCACUCUGGAGUUUUCCAAAAUAGAAACUGGAGCCUCCCAAACUGAAAUGGGAGUCAGUUCAGCAAAGAGUGAUGCUGCUCUGACUCCCUCAGAGGGGAGUUUUAAACAGGCUGUCCAAAAAUCAAGUUCUGCCGAUGAAGAUACCAGCCAAAAAACAGGUAUUGACUUCUCCAAAGGAGAAACUUCAGUUGAACUGAGGAGCCCUGAAAUAGUAACAGAAAGAUCAACAGUUGUUGAUGGAAGAAAGACAAAAUUGGAAGGUCCUGAAGGGAAGAUUAAAAUGCCCAAAUUCCAGAAGCCUAAGUUUGGAAUCUCCCUAACAAAAGGGAGAGGCCCAGAGACAGAGAUCAGCUCUCCAAAAAUAGAAGCUGUGCUACCCCAGGAAAAAAUGACAAAUGAAAUUGCCAACAUUGCUGUGGGAGUUCCAGCAUCAGAACUUAUAUCUCAUACGUCAGAUCCUGCAGUAGGUGUUUAUGCUUGUAAGAUAAAAACACCUCAAGUUCUGUCACCUGGCACUGAAGCUCCAAAAGUAGACAUAACCCCCCAGUCAGUGUCUAAACCAGUGACAGAGGAAGGUACCAAGAGUCUUGAGGAGAAAGAAAUCAAAGAAGAACAUGAAAUAAAAGCUGAAGAAGUUCAGAUUGAAGAACAUCAGGGAUGGUUUAAAAUGCCAAAAUUCAGAAUACCUGCAUUUGGCAGGACAUCCUUAAAGGGAAAAAAAGAUGAUGCUGAUACUAAAAGAAGUACAGAAAAAACUCAGACAGGCAUUCCCUCUGCCAAUGUACAAACUGAAACGAGUAUUCCUGAAAAUGACUUCUCAUUACCACAAGCAGUCACUGAAAUUACUGUUGGAGAAGAAAGGAUUUCAAAAUUAGGAGAUUCUGUGAAGAGUUCUGAUGUUAGAUUGCCAAAGCUGGAAGGAGAUAUUUCAUUAUCUCCAGAAAAAACAGAUAGUAGAGUCAAUAUUCAAAAAACUGACACUUAUGCAGACAUAGUUAAGCGCGGCGCUGAAGGACAAAAAAUGCACACUUUAGACUUCACAGUGUCUUCAGCAGAGUUGUCUAAAUCAUACCUAAGUGCUUCAGAGACUGACAAAGACAACAGUUUAACAAAUACGUUUCCUACGUGUACUCUGAUUCUUGAAGAGCAUAAAGUCAAAUCACAGGAUAUAGAAAUGCCAAAGGUAGAAAGUUCCACUAAGUUCAAGACUGCAGGAGUAGGAUGUAAACCAUCAUCAGCUGAAAUUACUCUGUAUGCAACACAGGAGAAAACAGAUGUUAGUCUUCCAAAGGAAGAGCUAGAUGUUCAAAAUCAAGAGGAAGUACUUAAAAAAGGAAAGACGAAGGAUGAGGUGAAAAUUACAGGAAAAGACAGUGAAGUAAGCCAAUUGAAAAGGCCUACAUGUGAAUGGUCUACAACAAAAGGAUCAGAAGAUGGUGUUUAUGUUACAGCCAAGAUGGAAGAUUUAAAGGUUGAAGUUCCAGCAGUGAAAAUGGAUGUUAAAAUUGCUAAAGUAGAUCCUGAAAUGAAAUUUCAAGUUAAAAGCAUUGAGAAGGACACGUCUGCAGCAGGGAAAGUGCAAGUCGAGGACAGAGCAGAAACAAGUACAAUUAAAACAUACAAGUUUAAUAUUCCCAAGUUUGGAGUGUUGCCUUCAGAAGCAAAGGGUUUUGAAGAUGAUGUCCAUUUGCUAAAGUCAGAAUCUGAUUCAGUGUCUAAAACUGAAACAGGCACAGUAGAAAUGCGGUUUCAAAAAUCAGAGGGAUCCAUUGGCCUAAAAAGUCCAGCUCUAGAUCAUAUGGAACCAUCUGCCAGAGUAACAGUGGAAACAGUUGAAAAAUCACAAGGUGGCCCAGAAGUAUAUAUAAAAAUUCCCAAACUAAAAAUACCAAGAUUCGGUUUCCAAGCUCUCCCAAUUGAAGCUGAUGUUUCACGGUCAACAGUGGUAACAGAUCAAAAGGGAUCCAGUGGUGACAUUGAAGUAGUGCAACUGCACGCAAGCUCUGCUCUCCAUGAAGAAACACCAGAGGCUUUACAGGGGGGUAUUCAAAAAGCAAAAAGCAAAUUUCUAACACUGACGGAACCUGACAUUAAAACAGCACAGAUGACUAUCAGCACAGAGUCCUCCCUUUCAAAUGCAGGGCAAGACAUCCAUUGGUCGUAUGUAGAAGGCCAAGAAGUGAGUGAGAAAGUAGAACCUGAACAUGUUGCAAUUGAAAGAUGUGAGAUUUACAGUACUGAAAUACUGAAAGAAUCAGAGAUUCUCUCAUCAGAAGUCAAAACUGCUACUUUGGGAUUCUCAUUGCUCAAGGGGAAGUUGCCUGAAUCACACAGCAACUUAGAAGUGCUACUCCAGCAGUCACCUUCGACAGAAGAUGAACCAGUGAGCAAACCUAAAUGUGUUGAUGAAAGCUUUGGUGAAGCAGCACAGAGGACUGGCAGUGCUGAGCUUAAACUGUCUGACAAACCACACGGGGACACUGAAGAAUCUUGUGGAGAAGUAAGUUUGCCAAAGGUAAAAACAUUUGCCAUUGAAGUAAAGCCUUCCAGUAAACCUGAAGAGAGUUAUCCUGAUAAGUCACCAGAGGGUAUAACUGCAGGUUCUCUCUCUAAAGAUGAGGACGUAGCUGAAGCACUAGAAGAUGAAGAAAAAGAUACAGCCAAAGAAAAAGAAAAGACUGAUGGUAAAAGAUCUCCUGGAAGAUUCAAAUUUUGGCUUCCAAGCAUUGGGUUUUCAUCUUCUGGUGGUGAAACAAGCACAGAUUCAAAAACAGAAGUAAAAAAAUCAGUUCCAGAAGAUGUGAAACCUGCUGACACAUCAGAUAAUGAUUAUUCUAAGCAUGCUGAAAAAACUGGGUGGUUUAGAUUCCCCAAGCUUGGUUUCACAUCUCCUUCCAAGAAGGCCAAGUCUAUUGACAAAGAAGAGGUAAGUCACAAAGAGGGAAGAAUCUCAGAUGAAGACAGCCCGUCAGAUAAACCUGAGAUUUUUUUUGAUGCACAAGAAAGCUUAUCGCCUAAAGAAACAACAGAAGGUGAAAAAGCUGAAAUUGAUGGGGCCUCAUCUAAUGUUCCUGUUUCUCGAACCAUCGUGACAUCUUCAGCAAGAACUGAACUAAUCUUGUUGGAAGAAGAAAAAGAUAGUCCAUCUAAUAUUCCUGGAGAUAAAGACAAAUGAAAAUUGUUUUUUCUCAACUCCCAGUGAAAAUCAAAUAAUCUACAUAUGCUGAGAAAAAAAUGUUUUCUUAAUUUUCUAUAAUUGAAAUGAAACAAAACCCAAAGCUGAUAUUUAUGAAAACAGUUAAACAGAAUUUGCUACAUUUAAAUUUUCUAGUAUAUGGAUGUGCUAUACUGUGCACUAAUAAAAAUACUGAUUUCUGCAAAUCUGCCCCAAAGGCAACAUUUACUACAGGUACACAGUUUUAGCAAAGGUUUAAAAGAAACGUGAGCCAUGAAAGUAAACCAUUGAAAGGCUUGAUGAUAGCAGAAAGACUUGUUAAAUAGGCUUCUCAAAAAUAAACCAAUCAUGUUUAGAGUAUAGAUUAUUUCCAGAAUGGUCUAUAAACUAGUACCAUGAGAACUACACUUACUUGUUUAUAUUUUGGACCUUUCUGUCUCAGUUUUGCCUUCUUAUUAAAAUAUUUUUAUUUCCUCUAAGGUAAUAUGUAUAUUCCACAAGCAUUUUAAAAAGCAAAAUAAAAUUCUACUGUAAAGAGACUAAUGCUUUACACUUCCUCUCUUCUUGUUUUUUUUUAUUGUUGUGGUGGGUCACAUUAAGCCUUAAAAGAAUUGUAAAAAAACCAACAGAAUGAACUCAAGACCAAAACCCAUAUAACUAAUUCACAUUUUUAAGAUACCAAAAUAAAACAUGCUGACAAAGAAUAAUUAUUAUAAUGUGGAUAAAUAAAUUUUAAUGUAUAUAUUUACCAGAUAGAUAAAUGCAUAGAACGAUCUGCCAUACUGGUAGAAUUGCUUCAAAGAUUUUCUGGGAAAGGAGUUGUAUAUAAUUAUUUGCUUCUUUGUUUAUAUUAGUGCUUCUCUCAAGUGCACAACAGAAAACAGAGUGCAUAUGUGACAGCCUUCAUAUGUAUCAUUUAACCAUUGUCUGUAUUCUUAAUUCACAAUAAACUCACCAUAUGAAUGACUUGAGUAGAGUGAGUU